AUGUCGUGGAUCACCCGGAUAAUCUCCCGAGCACUGUGGCCCUGGGCGCUGUGGCGCUGCUUCCCCGCUUCCGUGCGCCUUGCAGUCUACAACUGGGCAGAACGACGAUACGGCAGGGCUGCUAGUAAUGGCUACCGCGUACGGGUGCUUCCAUUCGGCCUCGUGUUCAAAAGGUGCUCGAACUCGCCUCAUUACGAAGCAGGAAACAUCCGAUUCGUCGCGAACAACACCUCCCUCCCGGUCCCACGUAUUCUAGAUGUCGUCGAGUACACCCCACCGCAGCGGACACAGCGGUCUGGUCUGAUCAUCAUGUCACGGCUGGAAGGGGAAUCCUUGGAGAAGUGGAUUUAUGAUCGCACUAUCUAUACGCCACUCCAAUCCGAGCUGCUUCGGGAACUGGACAUCUGCACGGAGAAGGGGAACCUCGCCGCCCUGAACGCCGUCAUAGCACGGCUGGAAGCGUUGCCCAAGCCAACAUUCGACUUGUCCGAGGCCGGACCCCUCAUGCAGGACCUCCGCGACGCAUUCACGGAGCUGCGCUCGCUCACGCCGCCUGCGUCGCCGGCCGUGUCGGGUCUCUCUGGGGGGCCUGUCCGCUGCAACCGCGGGGGAGAGCAGGAGUUCAUCGGCCCGUUCCAGGACCAGCAGGAUUUCAAGGACGCCUUGUUCGCCCAGGCGAACAGCGUGCUCUUCCCCCACCGCAUGCCUACUCUCCACCGCCUAGCGGCGCCCGUGAAUGCAACGCGCCACCGGAUAUACUUCACGCACGCCGACCUGGCGGCACGGAACAUCCUCGUCAAGGACGGCCGCCUGUCGGGGAUCGUCGACUGGGAGUUUGCGGGGUGGUACCCGGAGUACUGGGAGCUCGUCGCAAUGGAGAUGCAGAUGGUCGACAUGGCAGUCUUGCACCAGUUCUGGGAUGCGGUGCAGCUGUUUGGGCCAGAGCCGUACCGCGAUGAGCUGGCUCUCGAGUGGGCGUUGGGGUGCUGCACGGGGGACAUGAUGGUCAGGGGUGAGGCUGGAGAUGACAUGUCGUUCCCUCGAAUCACUGGCAAGAAAAAGGCGGCUGCGCUUACUGGAGGGGACAUACAGUCCGACGUCUUGUCCCUGCCUGGCAGUGCAUCACUGUGA
Molecule: messenger RNA, 1131 nt
Organism: Trametes versicolor FP-101664 SS1
Lineage: Eukaryota; Fungi; Basidiomycota; Agaricomycetes; Polyporales; Polyporaceae
Product: kinase-like protein
Exons: 2
Coding region: 1-1131 (376 amino acids)
Biological process (GO): protein phosphorylation
Molecular function (GO): protein kinase activity
Source: RefSeq, a predicted model, not a curated record